UCUCAGCCGCGCGCAUUUCUCGCGCCGCUCCGUGGCCCCGCGACCGCACCUCCGCGUGGCGCUGGGAAACUCUCGGAAAUUAGCGAUCGCUUCCUCCGAAGCUAGUUGGAGAGCUUGCGAUGCCGUUAGGGUCCGCAGCUUCUCUUCGUUAAGCAUUUCACCCCGCAGCGCCGUCCUCCACCAUGAUUGACGAGUUGCGCGCGUCGCGAGUUGCGUAGUCUACAGCUGCUCGUGCGGGACACUUUGCGCGUUUCGUAAUUCAGGCCUCUAUAAAUAUAGAAAAGGAAGAAAACAGCUGCUAGAAUGCUGCAGCUGCUUCGUUCGUGCAAGUGAAGUAGCUUGCGGCCGUGACGUGUUGCGCGAACGGUGACCGUAGGACCGGAAGAAAGGCGUGAGCCAUCUGUCACAUGGGAUAAAGAACGGCCGCCUGGAGCAGCUGAAGCAGUAUUGUCAAACCGUAUUCCACUUUCCACAGGGCAACGCUUUGGUGGGGCCAAUGGAACCGGCCUACGGUUAGCCUCGCUAUGAAAUGCCUGCGUGCCAUCCUGCUUCACUGCAUGCUAUGCCUCACCGUGGACCUCACAAGAGAAGAGCCUUUGGACUUGGAGUCGAUUCUCCCAGAGAAUCCCGGAGACUACGAUAGUCUUGAACCUCCAAAAGAAAAUGGCAAGCCUACCGUCGUGAGCUUCCACGUCACUGUGCUCAGCCUAGAUUCCAUCGACGAAGGAUCAAUGACUUACGUCGCGGACAUAUUCAUGUCACAAACUUGGCACGACUACCGGCUGCGUCUUCCGCGCAACAUGACGUCCAAGUACCGCCUGCUGCCUGUGAGCUGGCUUCAGCGCAUGUGGCGACCGGACUCUUUCUUCAAGAACGCCAAGCGGGUCACGUUCCAGGAGAUGACCAUUCCGAACCACUACAUUUGGCUCUACUCCGACAGGCGCAUCCUCUACAUGGUCAAGCUAACCCUUCUGCUGUCGUGUGCCAUGAAGUUCGAGACCUAUCCCCACGACACCCAAGUCUGCACGCUCAAGAUUGAGAGCAUCUCGUACACGACGGACGACCUGGUGUUCGCGUGGGAAGAGGACGUGCCUCUCGUGGUGGACGACUCCAUCGAGCUGCCCCAGCACAACCUUGUCUCCACCACCAUGGGAGACUGCACCCAAGUCUACUCCACAGGCAACUUCACCUGCAUCCAGCUCGUGUUCACGCUCAAGCGACGGUUGGGCUACUACAUGUUCCACACGUACAUACCGACAUGCCUGAUCGUCAUCAUGUCUUGGAUCUCCUUCUGGAUUAAGCCCGAGGCCGUGCCCGCCAGGGUGACCCUCUGUGUCACCAGCCUGCUGACUCUUUCGACGCAGCAUGCCCAGUCGCAGAAAUCUCUUCCACCCGUGUCCUACAUAAAGGCCAUCGAUAUCUUUAUGUCUUCGUGCACCGUGUUCGUGUUCGCCUCGCUCAUGGAGUACGCCCUUGUGAACAUACUGAUGGGUGAAGCCCAACCGGACGACGACGGUCGCCGGAGAAGCAUCAGAGCUGUGGUUGUGUCGCCACGAAUAUCUGAAAAUUCCGCCCUGCCGAACGGUACAAAGCUUCCCAAGCCACCAGAGGCCAUCGCCAGCGAGUGCCGUGAAAGGGCAAUGCUUGUGGACAAGAUCAGCCGCGUCAUAUUCCCGACGUCGUUUAUCCUGCUUAAUUGCGUGUAUUGGUCCCUGUACAUCGAUUCCUGAGGGCGGCGUUGAGAAGGCACGAUUCUCAGCCCGAUUAGCGGAUUCUUGACUUCUCGUACUGCUUGAUCAACGAAUCUUACGCACUCGUCAAGUUCAACGCCAAGGCACGUUUUAUCUCAGCCGGUAUCUUCCGAGCACGAAGACGCAAAAAAAAAAAACAAGAACGAGAAAAUGUUGAAUCAACUGUCAACCAGGAACAUUACUAGAACUCUGCAAUUCACGCACGUUUCUCAUCGAUCUCAUAACCACCGCUAUGCUACCCUGGAUUUGUGUUGUGAGCCGGCUGCCUGAAAAGGACAGAGAGCAUCUGCAAAGUGCCCAAAGAUUCAGGGAACUCAAUUUUUCUUCUUACAUAACUUUCAUGAGAGGUGUCUAUUUACAGUGGUCUAUAUGCUGUUGAUGAAGCAUCGGACGCACGGUGGGACGCCUGAGUGGACGCCAGCACAGUGAUUCAGUGCAUAGUGACUUCGCUGCAUCUGACCUUCUUUUAAGCAGAGAUGGAACAUGCAGCGUAAAUUUUUGGUCUUCAAUGCAUGCAACAAUAUUAAUACCAUAAGCGCUACUGAAAAUGUUCUUUUUUUGUCUUUUGUGACAACUCGUGCCAUUUGCCGUCUACAUCACUACAAGUCGUAGAGCGGCGAUGAUAAAAAGGCGCCAUUACAAUGCUAUUAAAUUGAUGAUUUUAGGAUCGCAAA
Dermacentor andersoni is the source of this 2425-nucleotide messenger RNA. RefSeq names its product glycine receptor subunit alpha-2-like. Gene Ontology annotation, biological process: monoatomic ion transmembrane transport. Gene Ontology annotation, molecular function: transmembrane signaling receptor activity; extracellular ligand-gated monoatomic ion channel activity. Gene Ontology annotation, cellular component: membrane. NCBI's taxonomy places the organism in Eukaryota, Metazoa, Arthropoda, Arachnida, Ixodida, Ixodidae. The record is from RefSeq and is a predicted model, not a curated record.